AUGACUCAAUUUCCAGCACGUGUUGAGAACUUCGGUUGUAAAUUAGAUGUUUAUUCCAAUGAAAUAAAAUGGACGUUUGGCAUUAUUGGAAGCCACCAAUCCAACAUCAGCUUUGUUAAUUUCCGUAAAACAGUCGGCCGAUAUGUGGCUGUUGGUGCCUGUGAAGAUGUCAUCAUUUGGGAUUUACGCAGCAGAGCAAAGGCUUUAGUUCUCAAAGGUGGAAAAUUCGCUGUUACUGUAUUGAAAAUUUCCCCAUCUCAGAACCAUUUGGCUGUUGGCUAUGCAGAUGGUGGGAUCAAUGUGUUUGAUUUGGACAAUGGUCAAGUUUUAUUUCAAUUUAAUGGACACAAAUCUCCUGUGACUGUCCUGAAUUAUAACAAAGAUGGAUUUAUUCUGGUUUCUGGGGGAAAAGACACCAAUGUCAUUUUGUGGGAUGUUCUCCAAGGUGCUGGUAUGUACCGUCUUAAGGGUCACAAAGGGCCAAUAACUCAGGCUGUGUUUGUUCCUGAGGAUAAUAUCUUGAUAACAAGUUCCAAAGAUACUUAUGUGAAAUUAUGGGAUUUAGAUACUCAAUACUGUUUCCACACAGUUGUUGCUCAUCGAAGUGAGGUUUCAGAUAUUUUGGUAACUCCAAAUCGAGAACUUAUCACUGGAUGUGGAGACAGUGAACUUCGUGUUUGGGGAUUAAAGGCAAAUAAGGAUGUGGAUGAGAAUCAGGCAAAGAAACUUCGUCUUGACAUGUCACAACCUGAGCCAGAAGAUGAUGAUGAUGUUGAGGAAAAGAAAGACUCAUUGUGUCCAAUUGAAUGCCUCAAAAUUGGUUCGGUUAUGAGACAAAGCAAAGAACGACUCCUUUCCAUGAAAAUUGACUCAACAAGCAGAAGCCUUGUGUGUUUGAACAAUGACAGUAGCAUUGAAGUGUAUUUAUUGGCCACAAAUGAAGAACUUGAGAAACGUUUAACAAAACGACAGAAGAAAAUGCGUAGAAAAAAUGAACACAUGGAGGAGAGUGCCAAAUUAACUCUGAACGACGCAUUCAAAAAAUUUGGAGAGUUGAAAGUUGCUAAAAAAGGACACAGCUUUGAUUGUGUAUUGGAAAAGAAUAUCUUGAAGAUUGUGUGCUUAUCGUCCAACAACACUUUGUCCUGGUACAGUGCAGAUAUGAGUUUUUCAUGGCAUGAAACACCAGAACGGGAACUUCUCCACUCAUUUGGACAUCGCACAGACAUUCGUACCAUUUGCUUCAGUUCAGACAACACAGCUAUCCUCACAGCUAGUGCUGACUGUGUGAAAAUUUGGAAUCGAACUUACCUACAAUGCAUCUCAACUAUUGAAUGUGACUACGCCCUUUGCUCACUUUUCCUUCCUGGUGAUCGGCUUUGCCUCAUUGGUACAAAGACAGGGAAACUUCAGUUGUUUGAAAUUGCGACAGCAACCCUGCUGGAGACGUUUGAUGCCCAUAAUGAACCAGUUUGGGGAAUACAUAUGUCUCCUGACAAGAAUGGAAUUUGUUCUGGCAGUGGUGAUAAAUGUAUCAAAUUUUGGAGUUUUGAAUGGUUAGUGACAGAAAAUGAGGACAAAACAUCAAGUAAACAAUUGACCUUACAACAUCAAAGGACUUUGCAAAUGGAUGAAGGUGUCUUAGCUGUGAGUUAUAGCCCCAAUAAUCUGCUGGUAUGUGUGGCUCUCAUGGACAACACAGUAAAAUUGUUUUAUACUGACACAUUGAAGUUUUUUGUAUCACUGUAUGGACACAGUAUGCCAGUCCUGUGUUUGGAUAUAUCGUCAGACAGUGAAUGCAUCGUCACAGGUUCUGCUGACAGAGAUGUCAAAUUGUGGGGAUCAGAUUUUGGUGAUUGUCACAAAUCAUUCUUUGCUCAUGACGGCAGUGUCACAUGUGUAAAGUUUAUACCAAAUACUCACAUAUUUUUCUCAUGUGGAAAAGACAAAAAAAUCCGACAGUGGGAUGGAGACAACUUCUUACCUAUUUUGACAUUACAGGCACAUCAAGAUGAAAUCCGUUGCCUUGCAGUCAGUUCCAGCAGUAAUUUUAUUGCAACAGCUUCUCAUGACAAAACAAUACGUCUCUGGGAGAAGACCGAAGAAAUUGUGAUUCCAGAAGAAGAAAAAGAAAAAGAACGUGAAGAAGAAUUAGACAAAGAAUAUGAGGAAACAGAACUCCAAAUUCCCGGAGAAGAUUCUAAAGAAGUUGGUCAUGCUUCUCGUAUGACAUUAGACACACUAAAAUCGAUUGACAAAUUAAUGGAAGUACUUGCACUUCAUAAGGAAGAAUCUGCAAAACCUGCAAAAGAACGCGCUCAAUCCGCUACUUGCAAUCCUUUGAUGAGAGCAUACAAUGCUGACACAUCUGAAAAACUUGUCAAAGAAAUUUUCACCAGAAUCCGUCUGAGUGAAAUGGAAGGAACAUUGUUCGGCCUUCCUUAUGACCAAGCCAUUAUUUUAUUGAAACUACUUCAGAAUUUUAUCCAUUCAAAAUGGUGCACAGUCAGAGCCAUUGAUGCUGUCCUCUUUCUCCUCAGAAUCCAUCACAAUCAAAUUGCAAAUGAUAAAACCAUUCUUCCAUUGAUGAUCCAACUCAACAAAUCUGUACAGUCGAACGUCACACAACUUAUGGACACCAGCGGAUAUAACCUGCAUGCAUUAAAGAUGCUUCAAAGAUUGCAAGAUGAAUUUGUUGACGAUGAACUUGUAUUGUAA
Molecule: messenger RNA, 2718 nt
Organism: Acanthosepion pharaonis
Lineage: Eukaryota; Metazoa; Mollusca; Cephalopoda; Sepiida; Sepiidae
Source: the annotation of a GenBank genome assembly